This is a messenger RNA of Saccharomyces eubayanus, 1065 nucleotides long. RefSeq names its product guanine nucleotide exchange factor GET3 (gene GET3). Lineage: Eukaryota; Fungi; Ascomycota; Saccharomycetes; Saccharomycetales; Saccharomycetaceae. Gene Ontology annotation, biological process: post-translational protein targeting to endoplasmic reticulum membrane. Gene Ontology annotation, cellular component: GET complex. Gene Ontology annotation, molecular function: ATP hydrolysis activity; ATP binding. The transcript has a single exon. Bases 1 to 1065 code for a protein of 354 amino acids. The record is from RefSeq and is a predicted model, not a curated record.
AUGGAUUUGACCGUGGAACCUAAUUUGCACUCUUUGAUUAACUCAACCACCCACAAGUGGAUUUUUGUUGGUGGUAAAGGUGGUGUUGGUAAGACCACAUCAUCAUGUUCGAUUGCCAUCCAAAUGGCUUUGAGCCAACCAAACAAACAAUUCCUACUGAUCUCCACAGAUCCUGCUCAUAACUUAAGUGACGCAUUUGGUGAGAAAUUCGGUAAAGAUGCUAGAAAGGUAUCAGGCAUGGAUAAUUUGUCAUGUAUGGAAAUCGACCCAUCCGCUGCUUUGAAAGAUAUGAAUGACAUGGCUGUUUCCCGUGCAAAUUCCAACGGAAGUGAUGGUCAGGGCGACGACUUAGGAAGCUUGCUACAAGGUGGUGCCCUUGCCGAUUUGACCGGCUCCAUUCCUGGUAUCGAUGAAGCUUUGUCAUUUAUGGAAGUCAUGAAACACAUUAAGAGACAAGAACAAGGGGAAGGCGAAACCUUUGAUACGGUCAUCUUCGACACAGCCCCAACCGGACACACGUUAAGAUUUUUACAAUUGCCUAACACUUUGUCCAAGCUAUUGGACAAGUUCGGUGAAAUCACCAAUAAAUUGGGCCCAAUGCUAAACUCCUUCAUGGGCGCGGGUAAUGUCGAUAUCUCUGGCAAAUUGAAUGAAUUGAAAGCCAAUGUGGAAACAAUUAGACAACAAUUCACAGACCCUGACCUGACCACUUUUGUCUGCGUGUGCAUCAGUGAAUUCUUAUCUUUAUACGAAACCGAAAGACUGAUCCAAGAAUUGAUCUCCUACGACAUGGACGUCAAUUCCAUCAUCGUCAACCAGUUGCUAUUUGCAGAAAACGACCAAGAACACAACUGUAAGAGAUGCCAAGCCAGAUGGAAGAUGCAAAGAAAGUACUUGGACCAAAUCGACGAACUGUACGAAGAUUUCCACGUCAUCAAGAUGCCAUUGUGUGCUGGUGAAAUCAGAGGGUUGAACAACUUGACAAAGUUUUCGCAAUUCCUAGACAAGGAAUACGACCCUGUUGCUGACGGCAAGGUUAUUUACGAGCUAGAAGAUAAGGAAUAG